AUGUCUUCAGCUGUACCUUCCCAUAGUCCUAAUCUCGCACAGAAUCUUGAAAAAAAUGAACUGUAUCAAAUUGGUCCUGGUUUUUGGAAUGUUCGUGGUCAUUUCAAAGUUCUCGCUAAACUUAUCGAUAUUGAAACGCAAAUGUCAAUUAUUCAGUUGCGUAAUGGAAACUUUCUUAUCGUAGACACAGUCGAAUUUACUGAUCGUCUUCGAGCUGAAAUCAAUCAUUUAACAGAGAAUGGACAACGAAUUGAAGCAGUUAUUGGUACACAUCCAUUUCAUACUCUAUCAUUUCCGGCUUUCUACGAAGCAUAUCCACAUGUAGCUUACUACGGAACACCGAGACACUUACGUCGAUUAACACAAAUUCCAUGGGUUGGAAAUCUCGAUGAUUGUGAUGUCAGAAAAAAGUGGGAACCAGAUGUAGUAAUGCGUAUUCCGGCAGGUGCCGAAUUUGUCAAUCCUCAACCUGAAUCAUCCAAUCACUUUAUAUGUGUGUUUGUCUUCCAUCCUGCUUCACAUACUCUUCACGUCGAUGAUACUCUAAUGUACGUAGAGAAACCGGGCUUUCUUCUUAAAUUAUUUGGUUACAAGCAUGGUGCAUUCGCCUUUCAUCCAACGAUCAAAGGGCCUGGUCUGCAUCCGACAGCUGAUGCGCCGUAUUUAUUUCGUGACUGGAUGCGCAAUAUGUUGCGUGACUGGCCUUUUGACAAUGUAUGCUGUGCUCAUAUCGGUGUAAAGGUGGGCGGAGCACAUGCCGAUGUUGUCACACUUCUUGACAAAGCUGAGUCGUUGUUUACUAAAUUGAGCAAAAAGAAUCGCAAGAAGAACCCGGAAGGUGAACUGCCGCCUGGUAAUCAUCCUAAUAUGAAUGUCAGCGGAGAUGAAUGUGGAUGA
This is a messenger RNA of Didymodactylos carnosus, 897 nucleotides long. NCBI's taxonomy places the organism in Eukaryota, Metazoa, Rotifera, Eurotatoria, Philodinida, Philodinidae. The record is from the annotation of a GenBank genome assembly.